AUGCCUCGCCCAUUCGAACAAGGGCUCCCCCCAAUCCUCCAAGGGGAGGAAUUAAAACGAAAUCCACCCUAUGAGCAGGCGGCUUCGGGUUCUGGGCAGUCACCACAUCCCUCGUCGUCCAGUUCGGUUUUUGGCUCUGCUCAAUCACCAAUGCAAUCUCAGCCAUCCACCAGGACGCUGCCUUCUCCGCCGGGAAACCAGUAUCCGCGGACAGGGAGUUCGGAAUAUAUACAGUAUUCUCCCACGACCACUCAAGCCGCGCACAAUGCUCAUCUCCAAGAUCUGCAACAUCAGAUUUCGACCAAGACCCUCGCGCUUCAGACUCUACAGCGUGAACACGACCAGUUGCUGGCCGCUUUUUCAAGGUCUCAGAUUCGAUGUACCGCCUUGGAUAAGAAGUCGCAGGUGUCAGAUCACGAAAUCAACACCUUGAGCGAGGACAAGAUCCGGCUACAGCAACAGGUAGAGGCAUUGGAGACCCAGGUUCAGGAGUUGGUCAAGUCACGUGACGAAGUGCAUCAGCAAUCGUCAGCCGAUGGCGCACAGUGGAGACAAAUCGUGGCCAUGUCAUCGCAACUACAACUCAAGGGGGCUGACGAAGCGCGACGGUUCAAGCUGGAGCGAGAGGCGUGGGAGCGAGAGCGGUCAUCGCUGCAGAAACGAAUUGAAGAACUCGAGUCUGGUAAGGAAAAGCUUCCCGAGACGAGGCCGGUUUCUGGUUCCACGACCCCCGUGGCAAACGACCCCAUUCUGACUUUGGGCUCUGUUGAGGUUCUUAGAGAAGAGAUUAUCAGGCUUCGGCGCCGGUGCGUCGAAUUGGAAUUAAUGCUUCAAGAGCUUGCGGGAGAGGCUGAGCAGAUCGAAAGUGCAAUUGCCGCAAUGGAGAACGUUCGGAAAUCGCUUGCGAGCAAGAAGCGCCGCACAGACGAUAGUUAG
Cladophialophora psammophila CBS 110553 is the source of this 936-nucleotide messenger RNA. RefSeq lists its product as uncharacterized. The coding region runs from base 1 to 936 and encodes 311 amino acids. NCBI's taxonomy places the organism in Eukaryota, Fungi, Ascomycota, Eurotiomycetes, Chaetothyriales, Herpotrichiellaceae. The transcript has a single exon. The record is from RefSeq and is a predicted model, not a curated record.